Anopheles marshallii is the source of this 1704-nucleotide messenger RNA. It is a transcript of the gene Hacl, whose product is annotated as 2-hydroxyacyl-CoA lyase 1. The record is from RefSeq and is a predicted model, not a curated record. Gene Ontology annotation, biological process: fatty acid alpha-oxidation. The transcript has 4 exons. The coding region runs from base 1 to 1704 and encodes 567 amino acids. NCBI's taxonomy places the organism in Eukaryota, Metazoa, Arthropoda, Insecta, Diptera, Culicidae. Gene Ontology annotation, cellular component: peroxisome. Gene Ontology annotation, molecular function: thiamine pyrophosphate binding; magnesium ion binding; catalytic activity.
AUGGAAUUAGACGGUAACGCAGUUCUGGCGAAGUCACUACGGGAGCAGGGUAUUGAAUAUGUGUUCGGCAUCGUUGGAAUACCUGUUGUUGAACUGUCGAUGGCCAUGCAGGCCGAAGGGCUGAAAUACGUUGGAAUGCGCAACGAACAAUCGGCUUGCUACGCUGCACAAGCCAUCGGAUAUUUGACUGGCAAACCGGGAGUAUGUUUGGUUGUUUCAGGACCGGGAUUGCUGCAUGUGACUGGAGGAAUGGCGAAUGCGCAAGUAAAUUGCUGGCCGCUGUUGGUUAUCGGUGGUUCAACAUCCCAGGACCAUGAGGGUAUUGGUGGAUUUCAAGAGUGUCCUCAAGUGGAGUUGAGUAGACCAUACUGUAAAUAUGCAGCAAGACCUCCAAGUGCGGCCUUAAUUCCGAUGCACGUAGAAAAGGCUGUACGCUUAGCGUGUUAUGGUAGGCCUGGGGCAGCGUACCUGGACUUCCCAGGCAAUCUUUUGACUGCAAAGAUAGAGGAGGAUGCUAUACCAAAGCAGUAUGUCCAUCCGCUUCCUCCGGUACCAUUUCCGGAUCCGAAGCUUGUUGAAGAAGUAGCACAACUUCUUUAUACUGCAAAGCGUCCGUUAGUGAUUGUUGGCAAAGGCGCAGCUUAUGCCGGAUCAGAGUUGCAAGUUCGUCAGUUGAUACACCAAUCCAAUCUUCCGUUUCUUCCCACGCCUAUGGGAAAAGGGGUCGUACCAGAUCUUGACCCUCAGUGCAUAGCUCCUGCUCGUACGUUAGCACUGCAAAAAGCGGAUGUUGUACUGCUGCUAGGCGCUCGCUUGAAUUGGAUAUUGCAUUUUGGCCGCCCGCCGCGUUAUAGUUCGGAUGUAAAAAUUAUUCAGGUCGACGUUAAUGCGGAAGAAAUGCAUAACAGCGUUCCCAGCAAGGUGGCAGUUCAAUCGCAUAUUACUCCCUUCACUGAGCAACUGAUAGAUGCACUAGCAAAGAAACGUUUCCGCUUCGGCUACGAUAACGAGUGGUGGAAGGACCUGCGGACAAAGUGUGAGAAAAACCGUAAAACGGUCGAAGAGAUGGCACUAAACGUUGAAACUCCCUUGAAUUACUAUGCGGUAUUCCACCAUUUGCAACAGUACAUUCCUAAAGAUGCUAUCAUAGUCAGCGAGGGUGCUAACACGAUGGACAUUGGUCGUACCCUUUUGCAUAACAAGCUUUCGCGUCAUCGUUUGGAUGCUGGAACUUUUGGUACGAUGGGUGUAGGUCCGGGAUUCGCAAUUGCUGCGGCUCUUUACUGUAGAGAUCACUGUCCGGGCAAAAAGGUGAUUUGUGUGGAAGGAGAUUCUGCAUUCGGGUUUUCGGGAAUGGAGCUGGAAACAAUGGUACGCUACCAGCUGCCUAUAGUAAUAGUUAUAGUAAACAACGGAGGAAUAUAUGCUGGAUUUGAUAAGCAAACAUACGAUGAUAUGCGUUCCGGUGGUGAUCUAACGCAAGUUACCCCAGCUUCAGCAUUGACGCACGAGACACGCUACGAAAACAUGUUGAGCAUGUUCGGUAUGAAGGGCCAUUUCGUACGCAACAUUUCGGAACUUCAAAAUGCCGUCAAGGAAUCUCUUACGGCCACAGACCGGCCAAACAUCAUAAAUGUUGCAAUUAGUCCGCAGGCGGAUCGUAAACCACAAGACUUUAAAUGGCUCACAGAAUCGAAGCUUUAA